Molecule: messenger RNA, 5843 nt
Organism: Drosophila eugracilis
Lineage: Eukaryota; Metazoa; Arthropoda; Insecta; Diptera; Drosophilidae
Product: SCO-spondin
Exons: 2
Coding region: 3077-3352 (91 amino acids)
Source: RefSeq, a predicted model, not a curated record
ACAUGGCGAGGGGAGUAGAGGAAGGAGAGAGAGUAGAGAGAAAGGCAGGCACAAAUCGUUUGUCUAUGCUUUGGGUUGUCUAUCUCCAUGGGGCUUACAGUCAUGGCUAAAACUGAUUACUCGCCUGGCCAAGAGGAUAGGUGGCGGCAAAUGGGAUUCCAAAUACUGAUUGCAAUAAAGCCACAAAAUCGUGAAGAAUGGGCAAAAAAUUUUUGGGGUUGCUACCAGAAUGAAGAAUACUUUCGAGAAAAUAGAAAAUACCAACGAACUUUUUGGCAUUGUGCAUGUUAUACAUAAAGCAGGCAUUUUUGAUUUUCAUUUUCAGAGCGGUUUUUACCGAAAAUGAAUGCAAUUUACCUUGAUCCCGUUUUUAACCAGGUUAAUGACAAAAGUGUUCAGAAAUUGAAUGACAAAAUUAUAUUAUGAGCAGAGUUGAAAAUUUAACGAACUAAAAUAUCUUCAGGUGAAGUAUUAAAUUUCACAAAGUAGUAUAAACUCUUUUAUUAAUAUUAACAGCUUGCAACCCGUAAGCUCUUUAUGGUUAAAGUUUCUUUCAUUUAAGAACCUCAUUCUGUAAUUACUUAAGUCCCCAGCUUACUGCCACUUUUUCGCUGCCAGAACAAACUGCCUCAACUUUAUCUUCGAUGAAGGAUAUAUUUUUUUUGUUCUUUUGAGCUGCUCAAGCUGCAUUUCCCGCUGACCAAGUCAAAAUAUUGCACUGGUCAACUAUUGUGAACUGCGGUCGACUGGCCGCCGCUCCUUCAGAGGUUGGGCUUGCGGAGGGAUGGAACUGGAAGCUCGGAACUCUGGGCCCAGCACCUCGAUGGCCGCACAGAGUAAACCGCGCUUGCUGGCUGCGGUUGCCGGCAAUUUGUGUUGCAUUGUUUGAAAUUUUCGGCAUCAUUCUGCGAGCAGCUGACAGUCCAAGCUUCCUUCGGCUUUGCGGUGGGUGGUAUAUAUGUACGUUCUUUUUUUUCGACUUUCUCUCCGUCGAGAUGUUAAAACAAAUGUUGCUUUAAUGCUGCGGUCUGGUCAGUCCUCUGACUGACUGACUAACGUUGGUCUCUCCUUCCUUUUUGGCCUUCAUUUCCGGGCAGCAACAACAAUCAGAAGGAAAGGAAUCCUGGCUAAUGUGAUUGCAGAGUGGCGUGCUUCCGGCUGCAAGCAAGUCACUUCCAAAUUGAUUAAAACAAAGGAUUUGCUAGGCAGUCGACUGACUAGUCGACAAUCAAGCCUAAUGAAGACAUGCCUACAACCAAAUUUGCUAGUUCAUCCUGGUCAGCUGAAGUUGGUUUUAGUCUUUCUCUCACUAUAUCCCACAGGAAAUAAGCUCGGCAAUAAACGCUUCCAGGAUUAAUUGUUUGCAUAAUCAAGCUUUUGCUUAAGGGGUUUUAUUGCCCAUGCUUCAAAGGCUACCCUUCUGCCUGGCUGCCAUUUUGCCUGAUUUACGUUGCGUAUACGCAAUAUUUAUGGCACCUUCAAUUAAUUGUGCGUUAGAUUAUUUAAGCAUCCUUUACGCAAAGGCCCUUGCGACCCCCUUGAAUUAUUAGUAGGCAUUAAUUUUUCAGAGACCUGGCUUAGCAUUAGCAUUAAGUUUGCUCCCCGUCGUUCUGCACGUGGUAUGCCUUUUGGGUUUUGUUAGUUUGUUGAGGUAAAUUGAGUUGAGUUGCGUUGAGUUGAGCGGAGGUUGACAGUUUAAGCCCUCAACGGUGAUUGACUGCCGUCCCAUCAACCACGCCUUUGGGUUUAGCAAUUUUCAGAGCCACUGUGGCAAACGUACAAUGGCCAUAUCGGAUCGUAGCUGAUAUUGUAUUAUAUAUAUUCAUUGUGUAUGGCACGAGUACUGCCUCAUCCAUUCUGAUGCAACGAUUUAUAUUCGCUCUGCUUGGCAUUUGGUUUAUCAAUCAGCGAAACAUUUUCCAUAUAUGAACGCCAUAUGCACAGCACCAGCUACCCGGCUGAGUAUUAUCCAUUAAUCAUGGCCCAUUCGUAUAUGCCCUUGUACCAGGCAUAUGCAUAUUGAUUUUCUUACGACCAUCCCGAAACUGUUGUCCCAAAUUAGGGCUCAUUCUUUGGUCCUGCAUAUUCAGUAGUCCCAUCUCGCAUCAUUUAUUUCAAUCGUUGCAACAAUGCAAUGCUGGCUGCUACCCAUUUCCCAUUGUUUUUGCCGCGAUGCGAUGCGAUGCGUUCCACGAGCUGGACAUAAUUAAAACCGCAAAUAGCGCGCCAGCAAUGCCCGAUGGCCGUUGAUCGCUCGCCGCAGAAUAACGCAUAAUGCCAGCGGACUGAGCCAACAAACGAUGACCAGCAUCUAUUAUCCAUUGUCUAGGCCAUACGCCAUCCGCCAUACGCCAACAGCCACCCACCACCAUCCAUAUCAGAUGACCACCAUUCCUCCUCCUACCCAUUCCUGCCAAAAAUAAAAAAAAGGAAAGAAAAAACCACCGCUGACAUGUGAGCAAUGGUCGGGCACACAAUGCACCUUUCUUCGCACACAUAUGCCACAUAUUCAGGGCAUACAAUUUCAAAAUUGUAAUUAUGCGCCUGCUGGCUAGUUAAUUACACUGAACAAAACGACAAACAAACCAAAAAAAAAGAUUUUUAUGUGCAAAAUCAACAUGGCAAACCACGUAUACGCCCCGUUAAACCGUUUAUUAGUUUUGGAUUUCCAUUUGAUUUCGUCCGGGCAAUAGAUUUUGCUGCUUCAAUUAGUAGAAUUAAAAUGUUUACCCGUCGGCCACCGCUACUAUAGCCGCGGCUCUCUGAAUUUUUCAUUUGUUGCGGGCAGCGGGAUUUUAAGCCGGCCGUUUGCGGCAUUUCUCCAUCAGCAACGGAUUUUUCCAGUUAAUUUUGCCGGAGUAAGAGGCUUAGCGGUGACGUUGGCCAGCUUUAAAGGAUCAUUAAUUUAUCGUACAGUUUGGCAAGUUGUUUUGUCAAUAAACUGUACAGUUUUUCUGUGCUUUAAUAUGGCAAAUCAUGGCAUGCAACUAAUCAGCUGUAAUAGAAUUGAUUUUGCACAGUCAUAGUUUACUGAAUGUUGCAAUAUAUCAAAUGAGUUAAAGUUGAAGCUAGUGAGAUGUAUUCUGGACUAUUCCUUUUCGUCUUCCUAUGGUUACUUCAUCAUACUACAAGUUCCGAAAUACCUCUUAUCAAAAAGUGCAUGCACAAUGAUGUGAUGGUUAACUGCGUACCUGUUUGCCCUAAGAUCUGCUCGCUGUACUAUUAUACUCGCAGGUGUAGCCCCCAGAAAUGCAAACGGGGAUGCGCCUGUCCGAAGGGUUGGUUGCGGGAUCUACAUCCCCAAGGCUAUUGUGUUCCGAAGAAGACAUGCCAGCGAUAUAUCAUACAAUAAAAAAGUUUUCUUUAAACUGAAACUAAUGUCUUCUGGCUGCUUUUUUCGCUGUUUUUUCCUGGCAUUUAAACUGUGAAAUUGGGGGCAGAAGAAAGUCUGACGACAAUGGCCGCGAUGAUUUGCAUUUCUAUUUUUCCCCCUAUUUUCCGAGGCUUUUCAAGAACCACUUCUUGGCCUUCCCGCAAUUCUCAUUUCCUAGUGCCUUGCCACUUCGCCAGCUCGCGUUUACGAGUAGUUUGCGGCGCAGUGGAUAUGUCAUGCCCGUGUCAGAAAUUUGUAUUGUGUUGACUUGCAUUUGACAACUUAAUGAAUUUAGCUCUUUCUCUGGGGUCUAUACACCACCCAGAUCGUUGGAACGUUUGGCAUUAUCUUAACCCCAAUACGUGCUGAUAUCCGGAUGCAUUCGGCGGCCCGAUAUUGCAUAAGCUUAUGGCAUUAUGAGAAAACUUUUCAAACGAGAGUAACCCGGAAAAAAACGUCCGUUACGUGCUCCAUAAAAUGUCUGGCAGCCCUGCCUGACCAAGUCGAACACAAAAUAUCUAUAUAUACAUACAUAUAUUUUAGUGGCCGAAUUUCUUAUUUUUUUUUUGACAAUGUGCAAGUUUUUGGGUUGGAAAAAAAAACUUUUUAUUUUUAUGUUGUACCACAACGGAAAGCGGAAGCAGCGCAGAAAAUGUGGUAGAACCUUUAGUGUUUGGUUCCGAAGUCCUCAAGCUCUGUCGGUGAAAAAGGCCCGAGUUGUAUGUGUAAUUUGGUUUUAUGCUUUAUCGCUUGCUUGAUUUUUAUUAUGAUUAUUAUCGUGGGAAUUACGGUGCAACUUUGGGUAGACCAUUCCCAAAAACUUUUCUGAUUGCUGGGACCCUAAAGAAAAGCUUUUUUGUGGCUCUUUCCGAGAAUUUUCUACAGAUUUAUUGGGUUAGCAAGAGGCAUUUUCACUUCUUCGUUGUUUUUUUUUUUGCCCAGGAUGACAAUGAUGAUGAGUGUGUGUCGGAGUUUUUGAUAUCUUGAUCUGAAUUUGAUGGCUUAAUAUAUAUAUAUAUAUGAUGGGUAGAUGAAGAAAUUAUUGCCUCUUUAUAAACAUUACGGGUAUGCAUGUCUACAGGAAGUAUUGAAAACCUUUUCCUAAACAAGAAGUAUAUGUGCUAACGUGUUUAUAGCUUAUUUAUUCUUAUAUCUAUCACUCACGAACCAAGACAUGUAGGGUUAAGAACACUUACCUAGAAAGAGAGAGAGAGAAGAAGGUAAUUAGUUAUACGAAACUCGUAUUAAGAACUUAUUCUAUUCGAUCAUGGAAAUUUAUUGGAAGCAUUUACUAACUAAUCUUAUUAGUUGAUAGAAACUGAAACGAAAAUCGAUUUCUGAGCAGAUAGUUGAACUCAAAACUUCGAUUGCCGCAAAUCCCAUCAAUGUAUGUGCUUCUGGCAUUGCAGCUUAGCCUAAACGAGCCGUUUUCCUUUUGGAAAACCCAGGCCACUAUCAAAUCCAGAGCAUUAAGCCCUCAAAACCAUUUUUUGUUUGUUGCAAUUGCUAUGCAAUGUUGGAAAAAUCUUCAACCACAAAGGACUCAAAACCGAAAGCAAAACAAAACAUCGAGGGUAUGGUAAAACCGAUGUUAAGCAGAGCGAGUGAUGGAAGGGGACUGAGGAAUUUUCCACCUUUCCCUCCCUCUCUCCUCUGCCUACAUAUAUCUAUAUGGUGUAUGUAUGUAUAUUUGUAUGCAAAGAGCCUGGCCAACAAUGGCGGCAAGUUAAAGCCAAAUCGGGGGCCAAGGCGAGAGGUGAGGUGAGAGGUUAGAGGGAGCUCCACAAAAGGCCACUAAAGAGACGUAGAUGUAGAUGCCUCUGUGUGUUUGGGUACAUAUACAUACACACACAUACAUAUAUGUAGAUAUAUAUUUAACAGCAAAGUCAAGCGCUGGCGAUGUGCACAGCACAAAAUCCAAAUUUAAUGACCAAGUAAAAUAGACAGCAAACGAGAGCACCAGGAUACGACAACCAGUAUCCUACACACAUGCCUAUGUGCAUAAGUGUGUAUGCUUGCUUGUUGGCAGGACGGGGGCGUGGCACUAAUGUUAGUUGAAUGUUUGCCGAGCCUUUGUUAUCGGCAUGCGUCUUUUUGCAAUUGGAUAUGCCUUUUAUGCCUCUGGGCUGUGUUAAUGUUGACAGUGCUCGGUCGGUAGAGGAUAGUAGUAGUAGUAGUAGACCGUUGAGCCAAGGACAUGACAGGAGUUGGCAAAACACCCGGCCAUCGUGUUAUUUAGUCCCUGCGAGAAGCCAGCAGAAGGACCCUUUCGACCACGGCCUCGGGCCAAAAGGCAUCAGCCUCGACAUCGCCCCAUCGACAUCCAUACACAACUUUUGAUGCCUGUCCCGCUAGCGCUAGUUCAUCUCCAUCUCUCAUCUGCCUUCUACAGUUCCUGCUCUUCAUUCCCAUCCCUCGCACAUUAUGGCAAAUUAUGACAUUGACAAGUGGCCAGGAGGUGUCACAUUUC